Messenger RNA from Venturia canescens, 5117 nucleotides. Its product is annotated as endoplasmic reticulum metallopeptidase 1-like. The record is from RefSeq and is a predicted model, not a curated record. The transcript has 14 exons. Gene Ontology annotation, molecular function: metalloexopeptidase activity. Bases 274 to 2925 code for a protein of 883 amino acids. Gene Ontology annotation, biological process: proteolysis. NCBI's taxonomy places the organism in Eukaryota, Metazoa, Arthropoda, Insecta, Hymenoptera, Ichneumonidae.
UACCGUAAGGAAAUUUAUGGUGGAAGAGAAAAAAACAAUAAAAAAUUACAUAUCGAGAUUUGAGAGAUUUUCGGAGGUCCGCGCGAGAAUUGCCGGCGCUGCCAUGCGCCGAAUUGCGUUACUGUGAUGCGGCAAAUUCCACCGCACUGCUUUUUAACGGUUGGUGAAAAAAAUUAAUAUGCAAUAUUAAUCGAAUACUGCGAAUUUUUCGCGCGAAAUAUUCGCGAUUACGCGAUAAUUCGUGGCUGACGUCUCAAAAAAAUCGUUUCCAUCAUGAUGAGAGACGGGUUGCGAUUUCGGCAGAACCUUUCAAGACGGCUAUCGGAGAAUACAUUUUAUAAUUAUAAAAACACUUCGAAGCAAAAAUAUGGACUAUCCAAUGGCACGCAACAUCUGUUAUUCGUGCUGACUUUUUUUUUAUCUGUAUCGCUGAUUGUAAUUGUUCUGGAAAAAAAUUUGCCAGAAGGCAAAACAAUUGAGAAUGAAGGAAUUUAUCCAGGAAGUUUUAUUGCGGAGAGAGCCCGCAAUCACGUAAUCAAUUUGACUUCUAUCGGCCCAAGAAUAACAGGAAGUUAUGAGAAUGAAGUAUUAGCUGUAAAAUUUCUGGUCAAGGUUAUUGACCAGAUUGUCGAAGAGGCAAGCCAAAAUCACAAAAUCCAGGUUGAUGUUACGAAACACAGCGGAGCUUUUCCUCUUACUUUUCUCGAUGGAAUGACUAAUGUUUACCGAAACGUUCAAAACGUAAUCGUCAAGCUGGGACCUCACCACAAUUCCAAAAACAGUUUACUACUCAAUUGCCAUUUCGAUACCUUCGUCGAAAGCCCUGGUGGAUCAGACGAUGGGGCAGGAUGUGGCGUGAUGCUGGAAAUUCUUCGAGUCAUGGCUCGCAGUCCAAAGUAUCUCAAGCAUAAUAUUAUUUUUCUUUUUAAUGGGGCAGAAGAAAAUUUGUUACAGGCAUCCCAUGGAUUUAUAACGCAACAUCCAUGGGCGAAAGAAAUACGUGCGUUCAUAAAUAUCGAAGCCUGCGGAGCUGGAGGUCGUGAACUCUUGUUUCAAGCCGGUCCAGACAACCCUUGGAUAAUAGAGGUGUACUCUCAAGUUGUUCCAUAUCCAUACGCUUCGUCACUGGCUCAGGAAAUAUUUCAGAGCGGUAUUGUCCCGGGUGAUACAGAUUUUCGGAUAUUUCGAGAUUUUGGAAAAGUCUCCGGUGUGGAUUUCGCUUGGUCAACGAACGGUUACGUUUAUCACACGAAAUUUGACACAGUGAGCCAGAUACCCUUGGGCUCGUUUCAGCGAACGGGAGACAAUAUCCUAGCACUCGCCCGGGGUAUAACUUCCGGUUACUAUUUGAGCGAGUCUUAUCACGAGGACAGUGACGGCAGCCUCGUCUUUUUCGAUUUCCUCGGAGCGUUUGUUAUACGCUGGCCGCAAUACAUUGCCGCCAUUGUUAACGUUGCGAGUCUUUUUCUUGGACUUUACUCCAUUUAUUUGAAUAUGGACAGUGCUCGAAGAGAUGUCAAAAGUAUGACAUACAUGAAACAAAUAUUGAUAUGCUCCUGUGCGGUAAUCGGCUCGUGGCUAAUCUCCAUGGUGUCCGCGACUUUUAUUGCUCUCGUGUUGACAAAACUCGGAAAAGUAAUGAGUUGGUAUGCCAGACCGGCCUGGCUAUUUUUCCUCUACAUCUGUCCGACCGUUGCGACCUCCAUGAUACUUUUUCUGUACAUGGGUGGUCGUCAAAAACAGGACGUGAGCUCGCCCUGGAUCCUUUACCAACUUUAUUGCGACGCCUACAGCGUGAUUUGGAUGCUCAUCCUAUUUUUGUGUAUUUUGUUCGAAAUACGCUCGGGAUUUAUUCCCCUCCAUUGGGUUAUAUUCCCGGCGGUCGGAAAUAUCGUACGACACAAUUUCUUCGAGAAGUGGAGAGACUGGAAAUGGCUCUGCUUUCACGUUGGAAUACUGAGCUUGCCCUAUAUACAAUCAUUUUACUUGGCAAUCGGAGCACUUUAUUUAUUUAUCCCGAUUAUGGGUCGUUCGGGAGCUAGCAUUAACUCUGAGGUCCUCAUUGCGAAUACGCUGUCACUGUUGUUUUGUCUAUUACUCAGUUUUACCCUGCCACUAGUCCUGUUAAUAAAAAAUGCUGGCAGAGUCCUCAGCGUCAUGAUCGGAAUGUUUUUGAUUUCGAUCGGAGUUCUCAUUUUGACGCCUCUAGGUUUUCCCUAUAGCGGUGACGUUACAUCACCGGCACCACAGCGUUUCAUGAUUGCACAUACCCAACGACAUUACUGGAACGCCGAUGGAAGUUCGAAUUAUUCAGGUAGCGGUUAUUGGAUCGUGGAUUUGGACAUGAACAGUCCGCACAGUGUCGAGGCUAUGGUACCUGAAGUCGGUGCUGCGACACCAACCGUUAAAGACUGUCAAGAGCGGUUGUACUGCGGCCUGCCAUAUUUAAUGCCAGUUACUACUUUUCUUUGGAAAACGAGUUGGAUUCCUGGACCUCCGCCUCUCAUUAAAAUUCCCACGAAGUUGGAUAUGACUUCGAAACACAGCCUGCGAAACAUCGUCUCCUUCACGUUCAAUGUCACUGGUCCUGACCACAUAGGCAUCAUCUUGUCACCUUACAAAGGGGUUCGAUUGCAACAAUGGACGAUCAUUGACGGCAAACCGUUGCGGGGUCCAGCCUGGAAUGGAAGAGAAGUUUAUUUCGUAUUUUAUUCGUGCGCCGCCGAUUGUGUUCCCUUUGAGUUCAAAGUGUCCCUUAUCGUUCCAAUGAGCCACAGAGGGCCUGUGCUCACAGUUGCGCUCGCCGGGCAUUUUUUGCACGGUGAAAAUCAAGUCUCAUUGAGAUUCAAGAAUUUUUUGGCCCAAUUCCCGGCGUGGGCGGUCAUCACGCCGUGGACGGCCUCGUAUACAUCGUGGGAAUUUUAAUAUCCACUUUUCAUUCGAUGAAACAACUGAAAAGUGAAAAAAUUGUCAACGAUAUGAUUUUUCGUCUCUUAAAGAUUGCGACGUUCAACAAUUUGGCGACAAAAAAGGAGAACCAUUCGAUCAAUGUUGCUUCGUCGACUAUUCCAUACGACGAAUGUUUUCUUUCAACUCCUUCGACUUCGUAGUCGAAAAUUACGUAGCUAAUUAGAUAGUCCAAGUUGAGCCUUGUAGCUUUUUGACUACUGAAAACGGUGAGCUCGUUACUCGAAAUGAAAAAAAUUACUUUUGAUCUACUUUAAGUUCGCGAGUUAAAACUGAUCAUUUCUCGAUGAUGAUUACCUCAUUUUCACUCUAUUCAUUUAGUGAUAUCCAAUCAUUGUUGAUUCUUCUCUUUUCGUAAUGCUUCAUUUACGUUGGUUAUGGGAAAUUUUAAUCUUAAAAAUAAAUUCUUUUUAUUUUGUUUUUCAUUAUUAGACUAUGACACCGAUUCAUCUUUUUUUCUCGAUGUACGAAAACCGCUUAUAUUUCUAGCUACAUUCCCUCAAAUCUAAUUUAUACGUAUGCAUAUACCUGUUGAAGCAAAGAAAACAAAACGGCAGAUAACAAAUCCGCCGAAUAGCGAGCACGUUGAAGAAAAACAAAAAAGACAAAUACUUAGUAAUUAACCUAAUAUUUACACGAUUUUUUACCAACCAAAAAAACUAUUCGUACUUUCAUAAGGUUGCUUUUCGUCGUUAUUGGCAUAAAUUGACACGCGCGACCUUUUUAUUUUUGAGAAUCUUCAAAACAUCAAUAAACGUUUUUCAAGAUAUUUGAUAUUUCAAAAAAAUUACAAAUUUUCAUUACUUUUCAUUCCAUUGAUUUGUCCAUGAGGAUGGUAAAGAAAUGAUGAAAAAAAAAAAAAACAUUUUAACAAUUGGUGUUACUCCCAUGGGUUUGAUACGAGAAACGAACAUUGAAAUGUGACGAUUGAAUUGCACGUUUCUUUGAGUUUAUGUUGAUUCUUUGAAUGAAGUAGACAAAAAUAUAAAAUAUGAGAAAAAAUGACGUAGCAUAUCAGACGUAAUUUAUGAAGGGACAUUUCGCUACCGAGAAAAUCAGCCCUUCGAGUUCGAGUGAUAGGAGAAUAAAACAACACCAAUUAUUAACUAGACCAAUUGAAUAAGGAUUUUAGAAAAUAGAAAAUUAUUGCAUUCAAAAAAUGGAAAACAUCGAUUUUCAUAGCUUUUGGAUAAAUAUUCCGCAGGUAGAGAAACAAUUUCCAAACAGUUUUCGAUUCCGUUCCGAAAUAUUCGUUAUUUAGAGAACGAAAAACUGUUAAAAAGAAACUUUAUUUCACACGAGAAAGUUUGUGAAUCAAACUUGUUUUUAUCAACAUAAUUAAUCACAAAUCAAAUAUUUAUUGGUGCUCUCAAAUAUGUAACAAGUUUUCGUUGCGAAUUUACUUUUUCCACAAUUAUUUCAAUAUUAUUCACCGAAUUUUGAGAAUGUAAUUCGAAAGAGCAACACAUCAAUUUCUAGUGCUCUCAAUGACGAGGUGAAGCAUGUUGCAUUUAAAAGCAUCGAGCAUAAUGACACCACGUUAGCCAACACUUAUAAUCAAAUUUAUUCAUUUAAGUAUUUGACCAUACUGCGAUUCCCUGUUCCCUUGUUUAUUUAUUUGUUUAUCUGUAAGAAUUUUAUUUUGGAAAUUUGAUCAAACGAGUCUGAAGUAAAUGCCAAAAAAUGACAGUUUGUGCAGGAUAUAGAUAGAUUUUGCUAAAACGAUUUGAAAUAUUUCAUUUGAUUUUUAAAUUGCUGAAAUUAUUUUGUCAAAAAACUGGAUUACAAGACAAAUAAAUAAAAAAAAAAUCGGCACUUUUUUGAUCAAAUUGCCAUGCAAAAAGUUACGCUCAAAUAUAUCAUUAGUACGAUGGUUAAUGGUUCGUUAUUGUUAUAAUUAAAUUAUUCUUACUGUUAACACUCGCACUAUUAUUAUUUAUUGACAUUAUUACAUUUUUCAUUAAGGAUGAAAAUUAGGUUUAAAAAAAACAUUCUGAUAUGUGAUUUUGGGAGGAGGUACUUUUUUCUUUUUCUUCUGAGACUUGAAAAAUUUUUUAAACAAACAAAAAUCCACGAGAUUAAACGCUGAAAGGAAAGCCACAACUAUAAUAACAAUUUAUGCAUGUGAAAUAAAGUGCCUAAUAAGUGUC